This is a messenger RNA of Venturia canescens, 5122 nucleotides long. RefSeq names its product E3 ubiquitin-protein ligase Hakai-like (gene Hakai). Gene Ontology annotation, molecular function: ubiquitin protein ligase activity. The transcript has 5 exons. Lineage: Eukaryota; Metazoa; Arthropoda; Insecta; Hymenoptera; Ichneumonidae. Gene Ontology annotation, biological process: protein ubiquitination; regulation of cell adhesion. The record is from RefSeq and is a predicted model, not a curated record. The coding region runs from base 404 to 1780 and encodes 458 amino acids.
AGACAGAAUCAAACAACAAACAAGAGCAAUCCUAACUGUUUUGAUUGCUUUUUUCCAUUGGAAUAAAAAAAUAAUAAAGAAAGUAAAGUACGUAAGAAAGCAUAAAGAAAAAUGAUGUUUACAUCAAUCAUUUUUGUACAACGUACAACGCAAGCAAUGAGAACCCAAUGAAAAAACCUGGGGAUGAAGCGAAAUUCCAUUGGUUAAUGAUCGGUGGUGAAUGGCUGAAUGGCAAUGGCGCCGCUUGGGUGACCCCAAUGAACAACGUACAGACAAAAAAGUAACACUGUGCGUUAGUUGACAUUCAUCCAUUAUAGAGUAUUAUUAAUUGUUAGUACUUGAAGCCAUCCAUCGUCAGAAGAUUUCUCAAAGUUCUAACAGUCGCAAUGUUAUAUGAAAACUAAUGGAGGAAGAUGCCGGCAAAAGAAUGAGAGGCAGAGCACGAGGUAGAGGUCGUGGACGGGCCAGAGGUCGGGCGAGAGGAAGAGUCAAGAAAGCAGUUAAGAUAAUCGAAAGUGAUGAUGAAGAUGUUACUCAACCUUCGGAAGAAACUCCCAUGGAGAUGGGAGAGCCAGAAUCCAAGCAGCAUGACACCCAGCAAAAUCAGCAACAGCAGCAACGCUUACCGCUCGAGCAACAGUUCGAUCUAGAGGCUGAUAUAUCACAACUAGAGGCACCAACAUUCACCACCAUUAAUCGUGGCCCUCCUGAGCCCAUGCUGCGUUUGAGAUGGGAUCACCGGGUCAAUUUAAUCGGAGAAAAAGUUCUCAACCCUAUGAUACACUGUUGUGACAAGUGUCUGAAACCAAUUCUCAUAUAUGGACGCAUGAUCCCGUGCAAACACGUUUUUUGCCUGUCGUGCGCUAAAAGAGAAGACAAAGUUUGUCCACGUUGUAUGGAAAAAGUAUCGCGUGUCGAGCAGACCGGAUUAGGAACGGUAUUCAUGUGUACUCAUGGUGGUACCAGAUAUGGCAAUGCUGGCUGUCGGCGGACGUAUCUCAGUCAACGAGAUUUACAAGCUCAUAUAAAUCAUCGACACAUCGCAGCGCCGCCUCCAGUAGUUCAGGGAAUGCAAGUCGAUCAGCCGCAAUACGCUCAUACAAAAUCGGACAUGGAGUCUCAGCUGUCAAAAGUUGGCUCGGUUGCAAUGCAAACAGGACGCAUGAAGCAAAUGCCCGCUCAUAUGGUACAAUCAAUAAUGGGCAACGAUCCACGGGUGAAUUCGAUGGUGAAUCAAUCGCCGUCCGAACACAGACAGCAACAGCAGCAGCAACAACAACAGCAACAGCAGCAGCAGCAACAGCAACAACAGCAACAACAAGCACCAGUGCAACACAGACCUCAACAAAUGAUGACAAUACAAAAUUAUUCGCAGAGUGCAGUUCCUCCGGUUCCAUCACCCUCGAACAAUCCACCAAUGCGAACUAAUCUCAUAACCGUCCCAAUCCAGGACAAUACUUUGACUUCACACGACAUUCAUCCCCAACCGAGUCAUCAUUAUUAUCAACCACCACCUCAAGUGAAUUACGGUGGUUAUAGUGUACCUCCGCCAGUUCCACAGACACCAAAUUAUUACGCUUCAACGCAACAUCAAGCUCAAGUCUCUUAUGCUCCACCACCGUCUCAACAACAAUAUGUUUCGGCGGCACCAUCCACGAUAAGGCCAUCGCCGACUUCGUACAUGCAAGAGUCCCCUUAUCGGACACAACCUCAACAACCGCCUCCACCACCACCUCCCCAAACUCAAUGGUCCCAGCAUCAACAACAAUUUUAUAGAUGAAAGUUGUUUAAGCGUCUUUUACCCAUAUAUUUUUCAAAUGAAACAAUUACGUGGAUCUUCGGACACCAAUUCACGUGUCGCUUGAAAUGCGAAAGAGCAAAGACUCCUCGUUUGUAUCUUGAAUUCUCUGUGAGACUGACCGAUUCAUACGGUCGACACAAAAUAAUUAUAAAUAGUCAUGUGACGAAUAUAUUGGUGUAUAUAUAAAUAUACACGAAAUAAUUUUUAAGUCGGGUACGCUUUCGAUAUUAGUAUUCAUUUGUAUAAUGAAAUCUUUUCUUUUUUUUCGACUGAAUUUCGUAACGUCAACCUCAGUCAAUCCAGGCUUGUUGGGAAAAAAAUUCAUCAUGUUACGAAACACUUUCUGUGACGACACGGGAAAAUUCUCUACUGAGGAUAUAUCCCCAACAGCUGUUUUUCGGUUGAUCUCUCGAGCGCUGAUAAGGAUGGCACUAAUGGAGGAAUGAAAACAUUAUUAUACAUACUGAACAGACGCUGUUUGUGCAGUGUCAAUUUUUCUCAGACGCUCCAAAUAUUCGUAACAAACGUUACGGUUCGGCCACAUUUAAGUAUUUCCCCUGCAGCGUUGCCUGCUUUCCUUUCGAUUUUAACACCGAAGAGAAUUAUCAAUUUUUUUUAUAUAAGUAAAAAAUGAGAAAUUAUUUAUAUACCGUAAAUAGUUUUUUUUUGUUCAUGGUACGCAUGAUUUUUUAAAUUGAAUUUUAGAAUGACUCUAAUUGUUAUCCGAGUAUCAUCAUUUGUUUCUUAUCAAGAGAUUCGGUACAGUCUCGGGACAAGUACAUUGACAGCCCUGUCGACUACUGGCCGGAGGCUCUCGCCGAGACUAUACUUUCUCUGAAUAUAAAACGAUUCGCGGUGAUGGGGGUAAAGUUGACAUGUCGUUUCCUAGAAUUACUGAGCUCGGAAGAAGUUUCGUGAUGCGAAAAUUGGUUUUAAUAUUCACAAAAUAUAAUUUCGAAACUGCAAUAUAUUUUCUUCGUGAUCAACGAUGAAAUUACGUUUCUCUCUAUAAUUUUGUCAACAUUAUUAACGUAGAUUGAACGAAUUCGAUGAAAGAAUUCCACGAUUCAAAAAUUCCUAUAAUAGCUUCAUUUGUAUUUACAAGGUGCUGAUCAACACGGGUCCAAAAAACUAUACGGUUGAUGAAUUAUUGAUGUAGCUAUAAGAGUUUAUAGUGACAUCAGUAGUGGCUUCAGAACGAUCUAUUAUCGCAUGAGGUAGAGUCCAGUAUUCGUCAGGGCUCAAUUUUUUUCAAAGAGUAUAUACAUUCAGGCUCACGAUCAGAGUCAUUUUCAAAAGUUUUAUUGAUAACUAUAAUGUCGCCGAAUACUUGAUUCCACUUCGUGGGGUAAUAGGCUGCAUUGAAUCAACUAGUGCUAUCACUACGAAACUAUACAAUUCCCCAAAUUCAAUGAAAAAAAAAAAAAAAAAAAACAAUUACAUUGCAUUUACGUUUUAGACGUUCUCAGCCGUUUAACGGCGAAAUAAAAUUGCAUGAAAACGGGCGAAAUUGACGAUCACAAAAAAACGUGAGUCAAGCCUAGUUAGUGGUAAUAGGGCUUUUUUUCAUAUGCCGACUUUAAAGUUUAUAUCGAAUUUUGAUGUGAAAGCCGCUAUUUUUUAUUUUCAAUCGGUAAAAGUGACGAAUGUUCACGGGGAAAAUGAUAAAUUCACAGUAUCCGGCAUAUGCGAUGUCUCCAACAAUCGAAAGGGUUGGCAUUCACAAAAAAGUUUUUAAGGAUUCCUUGAGAACGGUUGACUCCAAUAUUGUUGUACAGCAAUGAAAUAUUUUUAUUUUAUAUUCGUCCAUUGAUUCCCUGUACAAUAUAUUCUUUGAAAAUGAAUCAAACUUUUAUGUCUAAAGUAUCUACUGAAAAAAAUACGACUUUUUUAUCCGGCAAGUGCACCAAUGAAACUGCUUUUUUCUAACAAAAUUCAAGUUGUUUAAUCAUAAGAAUAUCUCUUGUUGUACAAGCGUGAUCAGCGCGAGAGUACAAAAUAAUGAGAAAAUUAUUUAUGACGUAGAUUUUUAGUAUUGUACAGACGAUAACAGUUUUAAGGUAUGUACAAAAAGUAAUCACAUGUAUAUAUAACACUUAAAAUAUAUUGCAAUUAUUAUUAUUAUUAUUAUUACAUUAAAACCGUGUGAGAUGAGAGGAAAGGGGGGCUGGCAAUGGUGUUUUUAACUAAAUAUUCAUUCAUUCACACAUACUAGCUCUGCUAUAAACUUUAAACGCCCUUCAAUCUCUGUACUCCAACUUGACGAUAAACUGAAAAGCAAUUGGUUUCUGAUUUUUUCGUAGAAUUCUUAAUUCCGUCGUCUUCGCGUGAUUUAAGCAGAAAGAAAAUAACUGCUUCAAAUACUCAUACGUUCUUUCAAGUUACACGGUAAAAAACGAAUGCGUUUGCUUGAUUUAAUCAUCCUAACGAAACUAGCGAGAUCAUUCAAUUGUCAUUGCGAUGAUUUUCGACUCCGAGUGCAGAUAUUGAUAGAGAAAAUUUUUUUUAAAUCAAUUGCAAAUAUCUUUCGUUCGACAAUAAUUACCUCAAAUUUUAUAAAAUUUCAUCACACUAGUCGAAUGAAAAAACAUAACGAAGUUUGAGUUUUGGUCUGUAAAGAAAGAUAAUCAUUCCUCGCAAUUUUUCUCUCCAUAUUCUGACAGAUGUAAAACUUCUUACAACCUUUUAUACCUCUAUGACUCAUUAGAUUUGAAGCGUCGUACAUUCAUGUAUUUAUUUAUAGUCAUUUUUUCAAUGAGCAUUGCGCAUUGAAAUGUCAGGAAGACAAAAUAAUUCAAUUUUCAAUUAAUUUCUUCUUUUAUAUACAAUCUGGAAAUUUUAGGGUGUAAGUGGAUUAAUAAGACUUGAAUGGGGAAGGAAUUACGAGUUACGAAUGAACCAAGAUAUUAUUUACAUUGUCGCAUCGAAUCAUUUGUCUUACCAAUUAUAAGUAACAUACGCGAGAGUUCGUCAACAUUGAAUUAUGUUACUCGUUUUAAGAAACGAAUGGGCUCAGAGCUGUUCAAGUGUCUUACAUAAAUUGUAAACUUUUCUUGCGAUAAUAAUCGGAUCCGUUCAAGGAUCAAGUUCUGCACAUAUUUUUUGUACGCAUCAACAAAUUUGAAUUGAUUGAACGUUUUCUCUUCAUUGUGCAUAUCUCAAAUGCCAAGAGAAAUUAGUUCAGUCGCUAUGAAUGUCUCACGUCAUCUCGGUUGGAUUACAAAGGCCUUUGUUUACUUUUUCUCUAAUUUACCAAAACUUUACCAAAAUGUAGCCACGUUAAAAAUAUUCCCAUCGUUAUAUAAAAAAUUGAGACAAAGU